Mizuhopecten yessoensis (Yesso scallop) is the source of this 2091-nucleotide messenger RNA. Its product is annotated as extensin-like. Bases 1 to 2091 code for a protein of 696 amino acids. NCBI's taxonomy places the organism in Eukaryota, Metazoa, Mollusca, Bivalvia, Pectinida, Pectinidae. The transcript is spliced from 2 exons. The record is from RefSeq and is a predicted model, not a curated record.
AUGGUAACGGAUUUAACAUCAACCACCUACAAGCUAGUCCUCCAAGUUCUAUUCCAACCCAAACCAACCAAGUACAGCCCUCCAUAUUCUAUUCCCACCCAAACUAAUAACAGUUCUCCAGAUUCUAUCCCCAUCCAAACCAAGUACAGUCCUCCAGAUUCUCUUCCCAUUCAAACCAAGUACAGCCCUCCAGAUUCUCUUCCCAUCCAAACCAAGUACAGUCCUCCAUAUUCUCUUCCCAUCCAAACCAAGUACUGUCCUCCAGAUUCUCUUCCUAUCCAAACCAAAUACAGUCCUUCAUUUUCCCCUCCGACCCAAACCAACCAAUUUCAGUCCUCCAGAUUCUCUUCCCACCAAACAAACCACCAACCAAGUACAGUCCUCCAUAUUCUAUUCCCACCCAUACCAACCAAGUACAGUCCUCCAUAUAUAUUCUAUUCCCACCCAAACAACCCACCAACCAAGUACAGUCCUCCAAAUUCUCUUCCCACCCCAACCAACCAAAUUCAGUCCUCCAGAUUCUCUUCCCACCCGAACAAACCACCAACCAAGUACAGUCCUUCAAAUUCUCUUCCCACCCCAACCAAGAACAGUCCUCCUAUUCUCUUCCCACCCAAACCAACCAAGUACAGGCCUCCAGAUUCUCUUUCCACCCAAACCAAAUUCAGUCCUCCAGAUUCUCUUCCCACACAAACCAACCAAGUACAGUCCUCCAAAUUCUCUUCCUCACAAACCAACCAAGUACAGUCCUCCAGAUUCUCUUCCCAUCCAAACCAAGUACAGUCCUCCAGAUUCUCUUCCCACCCAAACAAACCAACAACCAAGUACAGUCCUUCAAAUUCUCUUCCAACCCAAACCAAGCACAGUCCUCCAAAUUCUCUUCCUCACAAACCAACCAAGUACAGUCCUCCAGAUUCUCUUCCCACACAAACCAAGUACAGUCCUCCAUAUUCUCUUCCCAUCCAAACCAAGUACAGUCCUCCAGAUUCUCUUCCCAUCCAAACCAAGUACAGUCUUCCAGAUUCUCUUCCCACCCAAACAAACCACCAACCAAGUACAGUCCUCCAGAUUCUCUUUCCACCCAAACAAACCACCAACCAAAUUCAGUCCUCCAGAUUCUCUUCCCACCAAACAAACCACCAACCAAGUACAGUCCUCCAGAUUCUCUUCCCACCCCAACCAAGUACAGUCCUUCAGAUUCUCUUCCCAUCCAAACCGAGUACUNUCUUCCUCACAAACCAACCAAGUACAGUCCUUCAAAUUCUCUUUCCACCCAAACCAAGUACAGGCCUCCAGAUUCUAUUCCCAUUUAAACCAACCAAGUACAGUCCUUCAAAUUCUCUUCCAACCCAAACCAAGUACAGUCCUCCAAAUUCUCUUCCUCACAAACCAACCAAGUACAGUCCUCCAGAUUCUCUUCCCACACAAACCAAGUACAGUCCUCCAUAUUCUCUUCCCACCCAAACCAAACAAAUACAGUCCUCCAGAUUCUCUUCCCACACAAACCAACCAAGUACAGUCCUCCAAAUUCUCUUCUCUCACAAACAAACCCCUCCAAAUUCUCUUUCCUCACAAACAAAACAAGUACAGUUGUCCAGAUUCUUUUCCCACACAAAAAAACCAAGUUCAAUCCUCCAGAUUCUAUUCCCACACAAACCAACCAAGUACAGUCCUCCAAAUUCUCUUCUCUCACAAACAAACCCCUCCAAAUUAUCUUCCCUCACAAACAAACCAAGUACAGUCGUCCAGAUUCUUUUCCCACACAAACAAACCAAGUUCAAUCCUUCAGAUUCUAUUCCCAUUCAAACCAACCACCAACCAAGUACAGUCGUCCAUAUUCUUUCUCCACACAAACAAACCAAGUACAGUCCUCCAAAUUCUCUUCUCUCACAAACAAACCCCUCCAAAUUAUCUUCCCUCACAAACAAACCAAGUACAGUCGUCCAGAUUCUUUUCCCACACAAACAAACCAAGUUCAAUCCUUCAGAUUCUAUUCCCACCCAAACAAACCACCAACCAAGUACAGUCCUCCAAAUUCUCCUCCCACCCAAACCAAUCAAGUACAAUCUUCCACCCAAACGAACAUGGUGA